Anoplopoma fimbria (sablefish) is the source of this 1954-nucleotide messenger RNA. It is a transcript of the gene sncgb, whose product is annotated as synuclein, gamma b (breast cancer-specific protein 1). The record is from RefSeq and is a predicted model, not a curated record. Gene Ontology annotation, biological process: chemical synaptic transmission; synapse organization; synaptic vesicle endocytosis. Gene Ontology annotation, molecular function: cuprous ion binding. The coding region runs from base 181 to 522 and encodes 113 amino acids. Lineage: Eukaryota; Metazoa; Chordata; Actinopteri; Perciformes; Anoplopomatidae. Gene Ontology annotation, cellular component: cytoplasm; neuronal cell body; axon terminus. The transcript is spliced from 5 exons.
CCUGCUGUUCGGUCCUCUCAGCCCUCUGUUGUAGCACCAAAGGGAGGAGGAGCCACCAGCACACACACACACAUACUCACAGACACACACACACUCUCACAUAAUCUCUUCCGCACGCUCGCUUUCAUCACCAGCCAGGCCCGUUUGGAGCAGGGGAGCCCAGCCGUCUCGUAGCCCAAGAUGGAUGUACUCAUGAAGGGGUUCUCAAUGGCCAAGGAGGGGGUGGUGGCCGCUGCAGAAAAGACCAAAGCUGGCAUGGAGGAGGCAGCAGCCAAGACCAAGGAAGGGGUGAUGUAUGUAGGCAGUAAGACAAAGGAGGGCGUUGUGUCAUCAGUAAACACAGUGGCCAACAGGACCGUGGAUCAGGCCAACAUCGUCGGGGACACAGCGGCUGCCGGGGCCAACGAAGUGUCACAGGCGGGCGUGGAGGGGGUCGAGAACGUCGCCGCGUCGACCGGGAUGGUCAACCAGGGAGAAUAUGGAGGAAUGGAGCAGGGUGGGGAAGGAGGAGAGGGGUAUUAGUCGCCGUCAGGACCUUCCCUCCCGCUCUCCGGCGUCCCCUCGCUCCCCUCGCCUCGCUGUACCAGACUUCAGAUGUUCAACUUAUUUUUUGUGACUUUACAGAACCAAAAUCAACUAAAACAGACUCUUCCGGAUGCCGCACCUGCGCCCCUGUCUCCCCCUCUGUGAUCUCCGUGAUGCCUCUCCCUCAGCAGCCCUCUGCCACCCGUCCUCACGCCGUCUCCUCCCCUCUGAUUCCCUGCAGCCUGUAGCUUUUCCUCCACUGCCCGUCUCACCCCGCCUCACCUGUGUGUUAGUGUCGUCCUGAUAUGAACCCUGGUGUUGUUGCAGCCCCUACGCCUACCAACCAAUAGGGGAACCUCACACACAAACACACACACGUACAAACAAACAAAUUGACACACCUUCAUUCACACCCAUACAUUCACACACAUACAGUACAUACCGCAAAUGCCAGCACAGACGCACACACUGGGCAAACAUGUUUAAUUGUAGGAUAUUUUGGUUGAAUGAAUACAGUUACUGAAGCAGGGUGUGAGAGGUUGUGUGACCUGCUUUCUGUGUGCCUGUGUGUUCAUGUUAGCUUAUAUAUGUGUGUGUGCAUGUGUCAAAUAAAUCUCCAGAGGCUUAUGCAGGGAAUCGUGCAUUGAGGACAGAUAUCAUUCUGUUUAGUGUGCAGUAGUAAGUGAAUUAGCUCCAGUAGACUGCAUGAACCGAUGUGUAGAAUGACUUGUCUCGUGUUGUAACUAUGGAGUAGCAGCUGUUCUGUAUAGCUUAGUAUGGCUUAGUGUGUGUUUGGCCUCGACAUUUAGAAACAGGGUUAUAAACCAGGAAGCAAUACUUAAUGCUCAUUUUUCUCAGCUGUUAGAGUGGAAGCUUGAAUUGUGUUCAUGUGUUGCAUGAGAAAACAAGAGCAGUUGUUCCACAAGUCAUUAAGUUUUCAAAUGUUCAAAGAAAUUAUCAAUUUUGGCUAAAUAAGCAAAAUUAAAGUGGGGAGACAACCAGAUUUUGAUUCUCAAAUUCGGAUUGGUGAAGGAGGAGAUUCCCCCGAAACCAGUGUUGCUUUAACUUUGGAACCCCAUCAGCUGGUGGGUCUGUCAUGACAAACACAGUUACUGGUGAAAUGAGCUGAAAAUAAUAAUAAUUAAAAUAAUUCCAUUUGAUGGCAAUAAAAAUCCUCUUUGGUUUGAAUAUUUCCCUCAAUGUGAACCUCAAAUAGCUUCAAUGAAGAGUUCAAACAAGCUGAUACAGAAUAUAUGUCCGACAAUGUUUUAACAAAUUUAAAGCUACUGAAGGGGAAAUUAAAAGGGAAACCUGAGAAAAAACGUUUUCAGGGACUUAUGAGCAGCUGAUACUGAUCACCUCUUGUUAUCGUGUAGUUGCUUUUUAGUCUUUGUGAAACUGGUUUGCAUGCCAUCAGGAGAAUCAGAGC